AUGCCGGAGGCGCCGCCGACGCCUCCCUCCGAGCGAGGACCCCACCGGGCUUUCUUCUUGCGCCGGCGUCCCCGUAGGAAUGAAGGGGCGCUUAUCAGCAACAAGCAGCAGCAGGUAGCAGCAGCAACAGGAGCAGCAGCAGCAGCAGGAAGCAGGGCGCUGGCGACGCUGCAGCCGCUGCCGACGGAGUCGUGUGGCUCAACCAGCAGCAGCAGCAACAGAAGCAGCAGCAACAGCAGCAGCAGCAGCAGCAAAAGCAACAGCAACUUGCAGCUCGCGAAUAUUCUGGAGAGAGAAACCACAGCAGGUUCGGCGGACGGCGCGGGCAGCUUCUCAGCAGCAGCAGCAGCAGCAGCAAUAACUCCAGCAGCAGCAGCAAUAACUCCAGCAGCAGCAACAGCAGCAAUAACUCCAGCAGCAGCAGCAGCACCGAAACCAGCAGCAAGAUCGCGGCUUCCCGAGCUGUGGGCAGCAGCAAAGUGGCUGCUGUUUUCGUCGCGAGUGGUGGGGUGGGUGGUGCUGCUGCUGCAGCUGCUGCUGCUGCUGCUGGUGCUGCAGCAGCGGGAGGAGCUGCUGCUGCAGCGGGAAGCUCUGCAGGGGCACACGGUGUACGAGCCCCUCGAGCAGCUGCAGCAGCAGCAGCAGCAAAGCAGCUGCCACUGCAAACCCUGUGCUGCUGCAGCAGCUGCUGCUGAAGAAUGGAUUGAUAUAAAAGACAGAUUUAAACAUUCUCAAAAAGAAAUAGAACUUCGGACCUCUUGCAGCAAAAAGUCCCGAACUUCUCCCAAGAUGGCGAACAACUCCCUCGAGCAGAAAGCUGAGCAAGUCCUCGCCCCCCUGCGGCUUUCAAAGGAGAAGCUCCAGGAUCUGAGCAAGACCUUCAGCGAUGAGCUCCUCAGGGGGCUGGAGAUGCACAAGCGGCACGGGCUGAAGUGGGUGCCCGAGGAGUGCUCGCUGCGCAUGCUGGACUCCUGCGUUUCUGAAAUUCCAACAGGAAACGAAAAAGGAGUUUUUUACGCGCUGGACUUUGGGGGCACGAACGUGCGGGCGGUGCGCUGCGAGUUGCUGGGCGGCGGCCGCAUCCGCUCGCAGCAGUUCUUGAAAAACCUCUACGAGUGCGGAGGCGAAAUCGACCUCAUGGCCCGCGAAACUUCGGCUUCGCAGCUCUUCGAUGUUCUCGCGGGGUGCGUUGGAGAACUAGUUGAAGAAAACAACGAAAAAGAACUUCUGAAAAAGAAAGCCGCCAAGUUGGGAUUCACCUUUUCGUUUCCCUGCGCCCAGCGGAGUUUGAACAACAGCGUCCUGGAGUCGUGGACAAAGGGCUUCGCCACCGGCCACGACACUGACGACCCCGUCGUCGGCAAAGACGUCGUGCCUCUUCUUGCUGCUGCCUUCGCGCGCCAGGGCCUGGGCCUCGAGUGCGAGGCCGUCGUCAACGACACUGUGGGAACUUUGCUGUCCUGCGCGUACCAAAAGGGCCCCGGGGGGCCCCCCUGCACCGUGGGCGUCAUUCUGGGCACUGGGGCCAACUGCUGCUACUGGGAGCCGCAGGCCGCGGCCUUCGGCUACAGAGGCGCUGUGGUCAACGUCGAGUGCGGGAACUUCAACAAAAACCUCCCCACCACUCCCGCAGACGAGGCCAUUGAUAAUAAGUCGCCGAAUAAGAAGCACCAGCUCUUUGAGAAAAUGAUUUCCGGGUUCUACUUGGGCGAGCUCGUGCGGCUGUUGACGCUCGAGAUCUUCGGGGCUGCGGCUCCGGCGAAGGCUCGUGAGGAGUUUUCCUUCGACGCGAAGCAGGCCGCCGUGCUGGCCGCCAGCCUCAUGCCGGGCAAAGAAGAAGACCCCGCCCUCGCCAGCAGCUGCAAAGUCCUUCUCAAAGAAAGCUGGGGAUGGGACUUGGACGCUGCGGCGUUGAAAGUGAUGCGCCAGAUCGGCUUCGCCGUCUUCGACAGAUCCGCAGCUCUCGCGGCGGUGUCCAUCGCCGUCCUCGUCCAGCGCACCAGGAGUCUGGAGACGGACGGGGGCGUGACUGUGGCGGUGGACGGCUCUCUGUACGUGCGGAACGAAUGGUAUGGUCUUCGAAUUCGGACUUUUUUGAAGGAACUUCUUGGCGAAAAAGUCGACAAAGUUUUCCUCCGAGCAGCAGAUGAUGGAUCUGGAAAGGGAGCAGCAAUUUGCGUCGCCGCGCUGCACUGA
Molecule: messenger RNA, 2196 nt
Organism: Eimeria tenella
Lineage: Eukaryota; Apicomplexa; Conoidasida; Eucoccidiorida; Eimeriidae
Product: hexokinase, putative
Exons: 11
Coding region: 1-2196 (731 amino acids)
Biological process (GO): glucose 6-phosphate metabolic process; intracellular glucose homeostasis; glycolytic process
Cellular component (GO): cytosol; mitochondrion
Molecular function (GO): fructokinase activity; glucokinase activity; D-glucose binding
Source: RefSeq, a predicted model, not a curated record